Molecule: messenger RNA, 1686 nt
Organism: Colletotrichum scovillei
Lineage: Eukaryota; Fungi; Ascomycota; Sordariomycetes; Glomerellales; Glomerellaceae
Exons: 2
Coding region: 286-1548 (420 amino acids)
Biological process (GO): magnesium ion export from mitochondrion
Molecular function (GO): magnesium ion transmembrane transporter activity
Source: RefSeq, a predicted model, not a curated record
GCUGCUGCUCCUCCUCGCCGCCGCCAAGUUUUUGACUGCGCCAAUUAACCCACGCGACAAUCAACGACGAGGAGGCCUCUCCUUCAAUUUCCCCUCGAAACCCAUUCACUGCGUCAUUCCUUCUGUCGUCCCGCAGCGGGAACGCACCAGUGCCCAACCGCGAAUCUCUUUCCCCCCUUCGACAUCGAAACCGACCGACGUCAGCAUUUCAGGACCGAGAGGGACCGACACCCUUGACGCAGACCAGAGAGUGCCUGGUCAAACAACGACAGGCACCACUCGCAAAUGUCCGUCGCUGACCGCAUCGUCAGCUCCCUAGCUCCUGCCGACAAUAACGCGCAAACGAUUCAGGGGGGCAUCUCGGCUUCGACCCCGGCGGCGGCGGCCUCGUUCGAGGAGGAUAGAUAUGCGGUACAGACGGGAGGACUUUUGCCGGAUAUCAGAACAGUCGGACAAUCUUUUAGACAGGAGGAUAUGAGUCUCCAAGAUGACUCUUUCGAAGAGGAGGGCCGCCCGCCUUACCUCCACGCCAUGAUUGCUGGAGGCGUUGGAGGCUCAACGGGCGACAUGCUCAUGCACUCCCUGGACACGGUCAAGACGCGGCAACAGGGAGACCCGCACAUACCGCCAAAAUACACGUCUCUGGGCUCGUCAUACUACAAGAUACUACGGCAAGAGGGCGUCCGACGAGGUCUUUACGGCGGAUGGAUACCGGCUUUGGGUGGUUCCCUUCCGGGCACGAUGAUGUUUUUUGGGACGUACGAAUGGAGCAAACGGUUUCUGAUCGACCAUGGUGUGCAACAGCACCUGGCCUACCUCACAGCUGGCUUUCUUGGAGACUUAGCCGGCUCCAUCGUUUACGUUCCAUCCGAGGUGUUAAAGACCCGCUUGCAGUUGCAAGGACGGUAUAAUAAUCCCUACUUCAAAUCGGGCUACAACUACAGAGGAACCGUUGAUGCGGCGCGGACGAUUGUCCGUCACGAGGGACCGGCUGCGCUCUUCCACGGUUACCAAGCAACACUGGCCCGUGACCUCCCAUUUUCAGCACUUCAGUUUAUGUUUUGGGAACAAUUCCACGCCUGGGCACGCACCUACAAGCAGAGCAGAGAUGUUGGCGUACCGCUGGAGCUCCUUACCGGCGGUCUCGCCGGCAGCUUGGCCGGUAUCAUGACAUGUCCUCUGGAUGUCGUCAAGACGCGUUUGCAGACGCAGGUACACCCUGAUCUGUUGCCCAAGGAGAUGAAGCCGGUGGCCAAGGGCGCUGCGCACGCCUCAACGUCAAAAUCCCAGACGCGCCACAUUUCAACGUCGUCGCCCUCGACGCAUACCCCGCGACCAGGCGCGGUCAACUUACAGACCUCGUCCGUCAUUGAAGGUCUCAAAGUCAUUUACCAGACCGAGGGGAUUAGCGGAUGGUUCAGGGGCGUGGGUCCCCGUGGUGUCUGGACUUUUAUUCAGAGCGGCACCAUGCUGUUCUUGUACCAACGUAUUCUCAAGUCAUUAGAGACUUGGGAUCCACCAGUGGAAGAGCAGGAGCGUGCCAUCUAAGGAGGUUUUGGAGGUUGGGCUGGAAACGGGUGAUACCAGGGUUGGAUGGAGAAAAAACAAAACAUUGUACAAACAACCCCUUCUGUACACUUUGUAAGGAUAAACAUGGGACUGGCGUUUGAAGGCAUAGUAGAAGGG